AUGGAAAAGGUAUACACUUUGAUUGUUUUCUUCCUGCUGCUGAGACUUUCUUUCAUCUUGUGCAGUUUUCCUGAAGCCAGUUGCUUUUGGAGAAUAAAUCACAAUGAAAAUCUUGAGGGCAACACGAGGAAGGACUGUGGUUUCAUCCUUUUCAGAGUACCUGGACAUCUAGUGGAAGAUUACUUCAGGGUGCUGCUGGAUUUUCUUUUGCCAGUGAAAACAUACCAGUAUGUUCUGGUAAUGCUUUUUGCCAUAGAAGAGAUCAACAAGAACCCUAAUCUUUUACCCAACUCUACCUUGGGAUUUACCUUUCUUGGUGACCAGUGUGAUAUUACAUCAACACAUCUCAAUAACCUAAAUAUUUUCUCAAAAUCUGGAGAGAUGAUUCCUAACUACAUCUGUGAACAUAGUCACUGUGAUGUAGCACUAACAGGACCAACAUGGACAGCUUCUGCCAGAGUGGGGGCAAUCCUGCAGCUCUUCAAAAUCUCACAGGUUACAUAUGGACCAUUUCAUGGUAGUCUGAGUGAUCGUGAUAUGUUUCCUCAUCUAUAUCAGAUCGCCCCAAAGGACACAAGCCUAGUUCUUGCCAUGGUAUCCUUGAUGAUUCAUUUCAGCUGGCAAUGGGUGGGGCUGGUUAUUUUAGAUGAUGACCAGGGUGCUCAGUUUCUCUCAGAUAUGAAAGGAGAAAUGAGGAGCAAAGAAUUCUGUUUAGCUUUUGUGAACGUGAUCCCAGUAAACAUACAGUUAUACGUAGAAAGGGCAGAGACUUACUAUUAUCAAAUAAUGACAUCAUCAGCAAAUGUUGUCAUCAUUUAUGGUGACAACAACUCUACUCUAGAAGUGAGCUAUAGAAGAUGGGAAGCUUUAGGCAUACGGAGAUUAUGGGUCACCACCUCACAAUGGGAUCUCAUCUCAAGAUCAAGAGAUUUCACCACUGACUCUUUCCAUGGGACUUUGUCUUUGUCACACCAUUAUCAAGAGAUUUCUACUUUUAAACAUUUUAUCCAGAGAACAAACUUUUCUGCUUACCCAGAAGAUGUUUCUCUGGUGAGAUUGGGAUGGAUGUAUUUUAACUGUUCAGUAUCUGUAUCUGACUGUAAAGCACUGACUCAUUGCUCAUCUAAUACCACAUUGGAAUGGUUACCACGGCACAGUUUUGACAUGGCCAUGAAUGAUGAGCGUUACAACAUCUAUAAUGCUGUGUAUGCUGUGGCCCAUGCUUUUCACAACAUGCUUCUUCAACAAGUAGAUAGUCAAGUACUGGAAAGUUGGAAAGGACUAAUACCUAGAUGUAUGCAGGUAAAUGCUUUUCUGAAGAAUAUAAGAUUUAUUAAUCCUGUAGGAGACCCAGUGAAUAUUAAUCAAGAAGAAAAUUUAGAUGCAAUAUAUGACAUUCUCAAUGUUCUAAAUUUUCCACAAGGUCAUGUACUAAAGGUGAAAGUAGGAGAGUUUUCUCCUUAUUUGGCACAUGAUCAGCAACUGUUCUUAUCUGAAGACAUGAUAGAGUGGGCCACAGGAAGUAGACAGUUUUCCACUUCUGUGUGCAGUAUGCCUUGCCGUCCUGGUUUCAAGAAAUCCCAUCAAGAAGGAAAAGCAGACUGCUGUUUUGAUUGUUCCCGAUGUCCUGCCAAUGAGAUUUCCAACACCACAGACACAGAAGAAUGUGUGAAGUGUCCAGAUGAUUGGUAUGCCAACACAGAGCAAGCCUACUGCCUGCCAAAAGCCGUGUCAUUUCUGGCUUAUGAAGAUCCUUUGGGGAUGGCUCUUGUCUGUCUGGCCCUGUGCUUCUCUGCACUUACAGCCCUUGUCCUUGGGGUCUUUGUGAAGUACAGAGAAACUCCCAUUGUGAAGGCUAAUAACCGUACUCUCAGCUACAUUCUACUAACAUCCCUGACAUCUUGCUUUCUCUGCUCCUUGCUCUUCAUCGGAAAUCCCAGUACUACAACAUGUAUCCUACAGCAGACUAUAUUUGGAAUUCUGUUCACUGUGUCAGUGUCCACAGUCUUGGCCAAAACUAUUACUGUGGUGCUGGCCUUCAGGAUCACUGUCCCAAGCGAAAGAAUGAGGGGAUUGCUGGUAUCAAGGACACCUAAAUACAUCAUUCCCAUCUGCACAGUUGUCCAAAUAAUUUUCUAUGGAAUAUGGCUAUGGACAUCACCUCCCUUUGUUGACAUUGAUGCACACUCUGAACAUGGCUACAUUACUGUCACGUGCAGCAAAGGCUCAGUUACAGCCUUCUAUUGUGUUCUUGGAUACCUCGGAUCUCUGGCCCUAGCAAGCUUCACAGUGGCUUUCUUGGCCAGGAAUCUGCCUGACACAUUCAAUGAAGCCAAAUUUCUGACAUUCAGCAUGCUGGUGUUCUGCAGUGUCUGGGUUACUUUCCUUCCUGUCUACCACAGCUCCAAGGGGAAAGUCAUGGUAGCAGUUGAAGUGUUUUCUAUUCUGGCCUCCAGUGUGGGCCUGCUAGGAUGUAUCUUUAUCCCAAAAUGCUACAUUAUUUUGUUAAGACCAGACAGGAACUCAAUUCAAAAGUUCAGAGAUAAAACACACUCUUGA
Messenger RNA from Grammomys surdaster, 2559 nucleotides. Its product is annotated as vomeronasal type-2 receptor 116-like. Gene Ontology annotation, cellular component: membrane. Gene Ontology annotation, biological process: G protein-coupled receptor signaling pathway. Gene Ontology annotation, molecular function: G protein-coupled receptor activity. The transcript has 6 exons. Bases 1 to 2559 code for a protein of 852 amino acids. Lineage: Eukaryota; Metazoa; Chordata; Mammalia; Rodentia; Muridae. The record is from RefSeq and is a predicted model, not a curated record.